UUCCGUCGUCUGCUACCGACUGCGCAUGCUCAGUGGAUGUAGGUACCAACCUGUCAAAUGCAAAUGUUGAUUAUGCGAGGACGACAUUUCGGAUUGGGUUUUAUAGACCUAUAAUUCUAGUAGAUUGCUAUUUUGUGUUUGCUAACAUGCUUGAUCCGUCAUCAAGCGAAGAAGAAUCCGAAAAUGAAACUCAGGAUGAGGAAAACUCUGAUGUCCUUAGCCUACCCAGUGCUGAACAGAGAAGCCUCUCGGCAAGUGGGGAUAACUUGAGUGUGGUUGGUGGACACUCCAGGUCCAACAGCAUACGUCCUUCCAGUCCUAGCCCGUCUCUAGCUAGUGACAGGGAAAAAAUCGUAGAGGAUGUUGAGAAACUGGAAAGACAGGAGGAGGAAAGAAAGAAAAGAUUACAACUGUAUGUAUUUGUAAUGAGAUGCAUUGCUUAUCCAUUUAAUGCAAAACAACCCACAGACAUGGCAAGGAGGCAAACAAAAAUCACUAAACAGCAGUUACAAACAAUAAAAGAAAGAUUUCAUGCUUUUCUCAGUGGUGAAACAAACAUUGUAGCAGAUGAAGCAUUUACAAAUGCUCAUCAAAGCUAUUAUGAAGUAUUUUUGAAAAGUGACCGUGUGGCAAAUAUGGUAAAAAGUGGAGGUUGCUCUGCUAAUGAUUUUCGGGAAGUCUUUAAAAAUAACAUUGAGAAAAGAGUACGCAGUUUACCAGAGAUUGAUGGUUUAAGUAAAGAAACUGUUCUCAGUUCAUGGAUGGCAAAAUUUGACGCAAUAUUUAGAGGAGAUGACGAUCCAAGAAAACAACCUCAGAGAGCAACAACUGCUGCUUCAGAAUUGAUCCUCAGUAAAGAGCAAUUGUAUGACAUGUUCCAAAACAUACUUGGUGUUAAAAAGUACGAGCAUCAGAUAUUAUACAAUGCUUGCCAGUUGGAUAAUGCUGAUGAGCAAGCUGCCCAAGUACGAAGAGAGCUUGAUGGACGGUUACAGUUAGUUGAAACCAUGGCACGGACUCGUCGUCAUCCAAAGUUUGUUGUCAAAGAAAUGGAAAGUAUGUACGUGGAUGAGCUGAAAUCUUCCAUCAAUCUGCUCAUGGCCAACCUGGAGAGCUUGCCUGUGUCAAAGGGAGGAACGGAGAACAAAAUAUCUAUCCACAAACUUGGAAAAAGGUAUAACCGGACUCAACAUUCUUCCCUGUCUAAACUGGACAUCAAUGAGGAUAAUGAACCAGGGCUUUCCAAAUUGGAUGUGGUGCUAUCAUUUACACUGGAGGUGCAUGUGAUAGAAGUGAAAGGUUUGAAGUCAUUAGCUCCCAAUAAGAUUGUGUAUUGCACUAUGGAGGUGGAAGGUGGUGAAAAGCUUCAAACAGACCAAGCCGAAGCAUCAAAACCAUGUUGGGACACACAAGGAGAUUUCACAACAACACACCCCUUACCAGUUGUCAAAGUUAAACUCUAUACUGAAAGUUCUGGGAUGCUUAGUCUGGAGGAUAAAGAGCUUGGAAAGGUUAUCAUUCAACCAACUGCUAAUAGUAGUCGCAUUGCUGACUGGUAUAAAAUGCAGAAUACUAAAAACUUUCCAGACAAGCUUGUCAUCAAAAUUGCAGUAAGGAUGGAUAAACCACAGAAUAUGAAACAUUGUGGGUACCUUUAUGCAUUUGGUAAAACAGUCUGGAAAAAGUGGAAGAAAAGAUACUUUGUACUUGUUCAGGUUUCUCAGUACACAUUUGCUAUGUGUAGCUAUCGUGAGAAGAAACCAGAUCCAACUGAAAUGAUGCAACUUGAUGGAUUUACAGUUGAUUACUGUGAACCACUGCCAGAACUGGAGGGCGGCAAAUGUUUCUUCAACCUGGUGAAAGAAGGAGACAAUGUAACAUUUGCUACAGAGGAUGAGUCGGAGCGUACGUUAUGGGUUCAGGCUAUUUACAGAGCCACAGGGCAGACUCACAAACCAGUGCCACCUGUUGUCCAGACAAACAAAAUUAGCAACACACAGAUUUCUAGGAUGCAAGGAGAUGCCGACAGGGCUCGAAAGCAUGGUCUUGAUGAGUUUGUUCAAGGCGACCCAUGUACAUUCGAUCACCAUGAUCUGUUCAAGUUACUGCAAGUCCUCACACUAGACUACAGAUUAGAUGAUGCUUACACCUGUCUGGGAUGGUUCAGCCCAGGCCAGGUGUUUGUGUUGGACGAAUACUGUGCCCGGUAUGGAGUCCGAGGAUGUCACCGUCACUUGUGUUACCUCAACGACCUGCUGGAGCGAGCUGAGAAAGGCAUCAUGAUAGACCCAACACUGAUUCACUACAGCUUUGCAUUUUGUGCGUCACAUGUGCACGGAAACAGACCUGAUGGCAUUGGAACUGUUUUGUAUUGUGAGAAAGAGAAGUUUGAUGAAAUAAAGGAAAGACUGAGGAUUCUUCUUGAAAACCAGAUUACUCAUUUCAGAUACUGCUUUCCAUUUGGAAGACCAGAAGGUGCACUGAAAGCCACACUGUCCCUUCUUGAAAGGGUAUUGAUGAAAGACAUUGUGACCCCAGUUCCACCAGAAGAAGUCAGACAGGUGAUCAAGAAGUGUUUGGAAAAUGCUGCACUUGUCAACUACACAAGAAUCUCAGAAUAUUCAAAAAUUGAAGAUGCUCUUGCUGAGGACGUACCACCCAAGAAGAAGCUGGAAGAUAUUAUGCACCUCACAGAACUAUGCAUCGAGGUUCUACAGCAGAACGAAGAACACCAUGCAGAGGCAUUUGCCUGGUUUAGCGACUUGCUCGUACAGCAUGCCGAGAUAUUUUGGUCCCUGUUUGGUGUGGACAUGAAUGCAGUUCUUGAUGCCCAGCCACCUGACACCUGGGAUAGUUUUCCACUCUUCCAGCUGCUCAAUGAUUAUCUCAGAACAGAUGAAAACUUAUGCAAUGGUCGAUUUCAUCAGCAACUGAGAGAUGUUUUUGCACCACAGGUUGUCAGAUACGUUGAUUUAAUGGAAUCAUCUAUUGCCCAGUCAAUUCAUAAGGGUUUUGAACGAGAGAAAUGGGACCAAGUGGGGAAUGGUUGUGGUACAUCGGAAGACAUUCUCUGGAAACUUGAUGCCUUACAGUCUUUUAUCCGUGAUCUCCACUGGCCAGAAGAAGUUUUUGCUGAGCAUCUUGAUCACAGACUUAAGCUAAUGGCUGCUGACAUGAUUGAGGCAGCUGCCAAAAGGACACUAAAAUCAUUUGAAAGUUACUUGAGAAAGGGAGGAAAAGGGUGUGACUACAUUACAUAUGCAGAGAUCUGUACCAUGAUGAAUGUCAUCAUCGACUUGAAAAAUAAGGCCCUUCACCUCUGUGCCUUGGAUAGUGGCCAAAAUAUGCAUCAGUAUCAUACCAAGAUAGAUGAAUUCUUGGAACGAGUUCAAGUCCAGAUGGUCAAAUGCCUUGUUGAAAAGCUGUUGUCUGUAUUAGAAUCGGUGUUGAGCAAAUUGGCCCGCUAUGAUGAGGGGACAUUUUUUGCAUCAAUAUUGUCAUUAACAAAACCAGUGAAUGAGCUUGGAAAGUCGUAUGUUGAUUUCAUGCGAGGAAACUUGGAUCAGCUGAGGCAAAAAAUUACUGAUGAACUGUAUACCUUGACCAUAUUUGAGGAGUGGUAUACCGGUCAGAUGAAAAUGGUCUGUGAUUGGUUGACUGAUCGCCUUGACCUCUCCCUGCACCCUUAUCAGCUGAACUGUCUGAUGGCUAUAAACAGGAAAUGUUAUUCAGAUUUUGAGCUGCAAGGAGUCCCAGAAAACUGCUUGAACUGCAAAACAUACCAAACCAUCUGUAGCCGACUUCAGGUUGAAGAAGCCACCCAGUCCGUAACACAGUCUGAAAGCAGCAGCCGAACAACCUUCUUGGGUCGAAGUAAUAACAUCAGUGAAGAUGAAUCAGACUAAAGUCUUUAUUUACAUUUGAGGAAUGUAUGCACAGUUUGCAGAAAGCAAACAGAAAUAACAGAUUAUAAUGACAUUUUAAGUGGAAUUGUUUAAAUGGUCCAUUAGAAUUAAAUAGUUAGGUGUUUUAUUUUUUUGUGACAUAAUUAAAAAAAAAUGUCAGUAUUUAUUAAAAAAAACAAGACACUAGACAAUUUCUAGGUUAACAGUAUUUGUUGUUGAAGCUUAUUUAUUUACUUCCUGUAGACACUUGGGUGUCUUUCUAAAACAAAUAGGAAUUUUAUAGUCUUAAGUUAUAAUGUCCGUUUGUAUAUCUGAGUGGGUUUUUUUUAAAGAUGAUUGUGAUAUAAAAUCAUUUCUAUAAGCAUUUGCAUAUAGUUUUUCUGUAGUACAACACCAAAGAGAAAUGUGAUUGACAGAAAUGAAAAUGGUACAAUUGACAUUAGGGAUACUGAAUCAAAAGUAUGUGCCAUUUGCCACUAGCCUGAUCAUUAUUCCACAAGGUGUGCAAGAUUUACUGUCUAGACAGCUGAUACAAUUAUAUCUAUAUUUUAAGGACCAAUGACUUUAUUUAUUUAUUAAGUGCGGACUCAUAGGUGUUACUAUUCUGGCAACUGAUAGUCUUAACUAUAUGUCAACAUUCACUGACUUGAGAGUUGUUGAGAUCUGUAUUAAGUAUUUAUGUUAUUUGCAAAGUUAACCAAACAUCAGUCAUAGCUGGACCAGUGGUUGAUGAUGCUCUUUGGUUGUUGCACCUUUAUUUUAUGGGUAUUGACAUAGUGAUCCCAAGUUCGUUAUUGGUCUACACUGUGUUUGGCAUUUAAAGCAUUGCUAAGUACAUGCAUGUCAUAUGCCAAAGGUCAGUGUCAAUAAAUUGGAUUAAAAGCCAUUAUUAAAGUUUUUGGGGAGUGUAUAUUGGCAUGUAAGUUUGCCAAUGUUUAGCAUGCAUAUAUAUAUAUAUAUAUAUAUAUAUAUAUAUAUAUAUAUAUAUA
Molecule: messenger RNA, 4894 nt
Organism: Gigantopelta aegis
Lineage: Eukaryota; Metazoa; Mollusca; Gastropoda; Neomphalida; Peltospiridae
Product: calcium-dependent secretion activator 1-like
Exons: 27
Coding region: 147-3905 (1252 amino acids)
Biological process (GO): synaptic vesicle exocytosis; dense core granule exocytosis
Source: RefSeq, a predicted model, not a curated record